AUGAAAAAAAAAAUUGAUCAAGAAUACAAACGACUCUAUGAUGAAACUGGUAAAAAUCUUACUAAAUAUGCGUUUCCAACAGAUGAUUCACGUGCAACGGAAUUUUUUUCUGAAUUGAAACAUUUACGUGCACAACUUUAUGCCAAGCCAUUACCUAAAAAACUUAAAGCCAAUGCUCGAUAUAUUUAUAAAAUGAUCAAAUCAAUGCAACGAAAAUUACGUAAAGCAAAUAUUACUGUUGGACAAAUUGAUAAAAGUAAAUUAUUUUUCUUUAUUGAUACACAAGAAUAUGAAGAAAAAGUUAAAAAUUAUAUGAAUAAAACUAAUGCUUAUCGAGGAAUUACGAGUGGUAUUUGUCCAUUAGCCAAUGACUUACAUUUAGUAAUAUUAUUACUUGAUCAUUUACAUGAAAGGAAGGAAAUUACCGAUGAACAGUACAAACAAAUGUAUCCGAAUUUAAAAACAUUAGAAUUAGCUCAUAUCUAUUUCGAUCUUAAAGUACAUAAGCCUGAAAUAUCAGUUCGACCUAUUGUUGCCUCAAUCAAUGCACCAGCUAGACUAAUAUCUAGUUUUCUUGAUCAACUUCGUACUCCAAUUUAUAAUUAUGUAACAAAAGAUAUUACAUUUAUUAAUAGUAUCGAUUUGAUUCGAAAAUUAAAUAAAUAUCAACAGAAAGGUUAUCUUACUUCGACAACAUUAUUUGUUAUAUUUGAUGUCACUGAUUUAUAUACAAUGAUACCAUGUGAUGGUGCUAUUGCUGCUUUAAGACAAUUUUGUCAAAAAUAUUCAACAAAUAGAAAAAUUGGAAAUCUUAAAGUAGAAACAAUCAUUAAAUUAGCAUCUAUUGUUUUAGAUACAAUUUCAUUUGCAUAUAAAAAUAAAUAUUAUCGACAAAUUAAAGGUGGUGCUAUGGGUUCACCAUUUACUAUGGUUUUAGCCAAUAUAUAUAUGUUAGAAUGGGAACAAAAAUUAAUUCAACAUCAAAAUAGACAUCAUGAAAUUUAUGGCCGAUAUAUUGACGAUGUAUUUAUGACUACAAAUCUAUCAAAAGAAGAUAUUUUAAAAUUAUUAGAUGAAACUGUCAGAACAGAUCCGAACAUUAAAAUUACUUUUACUAUCAAUCAAGCAUUAGAAUAUCUUGAUGCUAUCGUGGAAAAUAAUAAUGGACAAUUAAGAACAACAAUUUAUCAUAAAUCAGCUUGGGAACCUCAUAUUCUACCUUAUGAAUCUGAUCAUCCACGACAUAUUCAUGCCAAUAUAAUUUAUACAAUGUUAGUUAGAGCAGCACGUCUCUGUUCAACGGUAGAAGAUUUUGAUAUGGAACGAUUAAGUACAGAAAUGAUAUUACUAGUGAAUGGUUAUCCACCAAAAUUUAUACAACAACAUAUAAAAAACUUCUUUAUUCAACAUGAUGCUAUGAAGCCAACACGAAAAGAAAGUAAAACUAAAGUCCAGGCAAAUGGUCAACUAAUUCAUAAUAAUAGUAAUUAUGAACAUAAAGAUCAAAUUUAUCUUCAUUAUACAUUUGAAAAUGGACCAUUAUUAAACUUCAAAAAAGAAUAUCGUCAAAUAUGGGAAAAAUUCUAUGUUUAUCCAGGAUCACGUCUCAAAAAUACACGACUUAUUCUCGGUACAAUAUUGAAUGGUACAUUACAAAGUCUUUUGAUUCAUAAAAAACCAAAACGUGAUAUGUUGACCAUAAUGCAACCAAGUACAGAAACAGCACGAAGAACAAUCAACGAAAAACAUCUACAUGAAUAA
Molecule: messenger RNA, 1761 nt
Organism: Rotaria sordida
Lineage: Eukaryota; Metazoa; Rotifera; Eurotatoria; Philodinida; Philodinidae
Source: the annotation of a GenBank genome assembly